GUAUCAUCUAAUUUAAUGUUUUUCUUUCUUUCUUUAAUUUUUUCUUCUGCAGGGUCAAGCUGAAAGAUGGCGUGGCAUUCCUGGGAGCGAGAGCCAGUAACCCUGUUGCGUGGACGGUGAGUCAGGAUGUCAGAAGUGAAGGUCACAGAGUUGUCACCCUCCACUGUCGGAGGAAGGAGAACAGUUUUAGUCAAAGAGUGGAGGCAGCAGGCUACCAACGAGUUCUGCAGGUGGACCUGGAGGUGAACGGCCUGAUGGUGAUUCAGGGAGGAAGGGAAGUGACGUGGCAGGUGGAGUAUCCACUCACCCGCACCCUGACCGGUGAAGUUGUGACCCUCAUCCGCUUGGCACCACAGGACCUAGGUGGCAUUGUGCCACUAGCCAUGGACACUGAGAUCCUCAACACGGCUGUCCUCACUGGGCGAACAGUCGCUGUGCCAGUAAAGGUCGUCACUGUAGGAAUAGACGGAGCAGUCUCUGAUGUAACAGAGUCAGUGGAGUGCAAGUCAACAGAUCAACAGGUUAUCAAGGUGUCAGAACGCUGUGACUAUGUGUAUGUCAAUGGGAAGGAGACAACAGGAAAGAGCAGGGUGAUGCUCAACUUUACCUACAGUUUUCUGAGUGCCCAGCUCGAGAUGAGUGUGUGGAUGCCACGUCUGCCCUUGCUCAUCGAUGUGGCUGAUCCCGAGCUCAGCCAGAUAAAGGGCUGGAGGGUCCCUGUCAGUACGGGCAACAGAAGGUAUGAAAGGGUCACAGAUGACAAGGAUGAAGAUGGUGCAGGUGCCGAGAGGACAGAGAACAGCUGUGUGUCCCAGUAUCAGAGCACCAGCGUGCGUGUCCUCACACACUUUGUGGCAGAUACCGGAGAAGUUAGAGGAGCUUCAGAGGAGGACGGGGGCCAGCAGAACUUCCUGCUGGGUAGCGACUGGCAGGUGGAGGUGACACAACUGGUCAAGGAUUUUCUGAGCGUGGCAGACCCGAAGGUUGCACAACUCAUGGAGGGCCAAGUCGUCAUAGGACUGAACGCUGGAACCACCAAACUACAGGUGCUGUCCCCUCUGACGUCGUCUGUCCUGGCUGAGAGGAGCAUUAGGGUGGUGGAUGACAAAGUGAGUGUGACAGAGCUGGGGGUGCAGUUGGUUUCUGGACUGUCUCUGUCCCUGCAGCUCAGCCCGGGGAGCAACAGGGCCAUCGUCGCCACUGCAACCACACAAGAAGUCAUUGAAUCACUGAAACAGGAGUCCCUCAUCAGCGCUUGGCUCCAGUUCAGUGAUGGAUCCAUGACUCCUCUAGACAACUACAACCCUGCCCAUUUUACCCUGGCAGCCACCUCUUUGGAUGAACAGGUGGUGGUGGUGCAACACAGUGCAGCAUGGAAAUGGCCCGUUAUCAUUGCCAAGGGUGAAGGUCAGGGUUUGCUUGUGCGUGUUGAGAUGAGCCCAUCAGAGGUGUGCCAGAAGGGAAAACGACGUACUACCUUAGCAACUGGAAUGGCAAACAUACACGUAAGGAUUGGUCAAUCGGAAGAGCAAUACAGACAACCGGGAGACCGAAGAACACGUCCGGAACCUCCAUAUUAUGGCGGAUCUAUUUCUGAUAUGGAAACUGGCUUAAUCAACCGUGGAGCCACUACCAUCAGGGGUCAUGUCCCUGUGAGACCUAAUGGGGGCCGUCUCUCAGCAGACAACGGGGCGAGGGUCCCAAGUGAAUUCUCUGAAUAUCCAGGCAAGGCAGAGCUGCCACGUAGCCGCAGCACUGAUGAGGACUUGUUACCAUCCCGACGAGGUCUGACAGACCUGGAGAUUGGUAUGUAUGCCCUGCUCGGAGUCUUUUGCCUGGCAAUCCUGGUUUUUCUCAUUAACUGCAUCUCUUACGCAUAUAAAUAUCGUAGCAAACAGCUGUCCCUGGAGACCCCAGAAGCAAUGCCCCAUGCCCAUGACUGGGUUUGGCUGGGCCAAGGGGAGGGACUUUGUCUGCAACAACAGCAGCAGGAUGAGCUGGGCGGUACCCUAGAGGAAGGUAGUCAACUGUUAAAUGGGGGUGUCCAGCGUGGUAACAAUGGUGUGGGAGGCUGUAGUUCGAGUGGGAGGGAUCACAGAAAUGAGUCACUUAACUCACCCACCACCAAGAGAAAGAGGGUGAAGUUCACCACUUUUUCCAAUGCCAAGUCCAGUAAUGGAUGUCCUGUGCUCAGCCCAUUAGCGCUAGUGCAGACCAGUGAGAUAAAAUGGGUAUGUCCGGACAUCGAGCUUGGGGACUCAAAGGAUCUUAGGGACUACAUGGAAAAGCUUAAUGAGAAUGCAAUCAAGAACAUUGCAUAGGGGGUGCUGGGUGUUUUCAAUGAACUAAAGAGAAACUCACCUGAAUGCCUUCAGAAUAAGGAGGGAAUGAUGGUUGCAGGGAGGAAAGGAAAGAGGGAAAACAGACUUGAGCUGCUGUUGAACUGUACCUCACCAUAACAAAAGGAUAGUGUAUUCAGCCUCUGAUGUUUCCAUGACAGUACUCAGAAAGGGUAAAGCAACAGACAACAAAUGUGAUUUGCCACGACACUACAGCAUAGUUACAAGGGGAAAAUGUGAACUUGAUAUUGUUGAUUAAAUUAAAUGUAUGUUGUUUGUCUUCAAUUGGGUUUCAGUAUCUUUUUCUAUGCGCCAUGUAUUUUGUUUUAGUGUUUUCUUUUUCAAAUCAUCAUGUUUUAAUGUUGUAUUUGUUGUACUUUUUUGCUUUUUUUAAGAGUUGCUGUAUGCUCUGUACCACGUCAACUAUUAUAGAUUCUAGGAGAGAAGAGUUCAAAGCAAUUUUGUAUUGUAUAUAAAUACAGUGUUUGAUUUGGAGGUAACAUAUGUACAGUACCAUUUUGUAAAGUGCUGUUUGGUUUUGUUUGGCUUUUGUUUUGUUUUGUCUCCAGAAACCAGAUCCAUGCAUGAUGUUAUUAAAGAGGAGGAAUGUGUGUCUGAUCUGAUACCUGAACUAAAAGUGUGUAGAUAACUAUUAUCAAUACAGCUGGACACAUGUCACUUUAAUGUUAUUGCAUUCAUUCAUCAUGGAAAUUUGAGUUGGUUUCAAUAUUUCGAUUUUGGUUUAAAAACUUUUGUUAGCCCACAGAUUUUCCCUUCUUAUGUUAUGUAUUAUUCAUGUGACCCUCCCCCACCCCCACCCCCCUUUCAUUCAGUUGCAUAGUUCAGAUAAAGUACACUUUUUGCACAGUUCUAAUCCCAAUA
Messenger RNA from Scatophagus argus, 3221 nucleotides. RefSeq names its product transmembrane protein 132D-like. The transcript has 7 exons. The record is from RefSeq and is a predicted model, not a curated record. Bases 255 to 2321 code for a protein of 688 amino acids. NCBI's taxonomy places the organism in Eukaryota, Metazoa, Chordata, Actinopteri, Scatophagidae.